AUGAGCUAUUACGGCAGCUACUACGGAGGCCUGGGCUACGGCUGUGGAGGCUUCGGUGGCCUGGGCUAUGGCUAUGGCUGUGGAUGUGGUAGCUUCCGCAGACUGGGCUGUGGCUGUGGUUAUGGUGGCUACGGAUAUGGCUCUGGUUAUGGAAACUGCAGAUACGGCUGCUGCCGCCCAUUGUGCUAUGGAGGGUAUGGGUUCUCUGGCUUCUACUAA
Carlito syrichta (Philippine tarsier) is the source of this 219-nucleotide messenger RNA. RefSeq names its product keratin-associated protein 19-3-like. The coding region runs from base 1 to 219 and encodes 72 amino acids. The record is from RefSeq and is a predicted model, not a curated record. The transcript has a single exon. Lineage: Eukaryota; Metazoa; Chordata; Mammalia; Primates; Tarsiidae.